GCCAAUAAAUAAAGGGGAGGAAAAGGCAGCGGGUUUUCCGGUACAAAGGACGAAGGAAGCAAAAGCUUGCUGGUCGCCACGUGGCGAUACUUUGAACCGUAGGAUCAACAUGAAGAAUGAUCAAUCCAUUUUGUGAGAGAGAGAGAGAGAGAGAUCAUCCCAUGACAUCCUUAGGCAGUGAAGAGAAGGGGGUCAGCUUAGUGACAACACAAACAAGAACAAGAGAAGCAUUGCUGAGUGAAGGCUAAAAAGGCACUGCAAAAUCAUCAGAGAGAGAGACUUAAAUUGGGUCAGGAGAGAGAGAGAGAGAGAGAGAGAGAGAGAGAGAGGGUAUGGCGGCGUUUGCAGAGAAGCAGAAGCAGCUGUAAUUCUGUGUAAAUGGUAAAGAAAAGGUACUGAAGGUGCGAUUAACGCUUUCUUUUCUUCAACCAAAAAAAGGGCCAACAAAACUAAUCAAGAAACUACUCACUAACCACUUGACACAGGUUUUUUAGAGAAGGAAGCAAGGUAGCUAGAGUGAGUGAGUGAGUAUGUGAGAAAGAGAAAGAAGAGAGAGGCAUUUUCACAUACACAAGACUCAAGAAAGCAGGGAACAAGAUUGUGUGAUACUACCACGAGUACUCUUACACUCUUGGAUCCUUCUUCUUCUUGUUUUUUUUCCAUUUUCUUUUUUCGAUUCAUAACCCAAAAUUCUGGAGAAUUUAAGGAGGGCCCUUCUGAUGUUUGCUGGGUGGUAAGCAAAAGACAAAGAAAGAGAGGUUUUCUUGAUUAUGGAUUUUCUCUCACAAUUGAGUUUUGGGUCAGGCUUAGAGGAGGAGAAAUGGCUGGCCUUUUCUCAUUAGGAAGAGGUAGCAGCAGCAGUAAUAACCAAGAAGACCAACAAAACAACAAUAAUCCACCAACUGAAAUUCCACAAGAAAGCUGGUUUUGGUACAAAAGUGAAGACAUUCCUUACAAAAGUUUUGAGCUAUGGCAGCAGCAGCAGCAUCAAGAGCUUCUUCACCAAAGACAUCAGAAUCCACAGCAAGAUCUCUACUCAUCAGCUGCUGGGUUAGGUGUAGGACCCAGUAGAACUUCAAUCAACAUCUCUGAUGAAUCCUCAUCAAGAUCAGCAGCAGCAGCAGAAGCUUUCAUGAUGAUGAGGCCUGGUGGUUCUGGAACAGGAGGAGCUGGUAGCAUAAGUUGCCAAGAUUGUGGCAACCAAGCAAAGAAAGAUUGUAUGCAUAUGAGGUGUAGGACUUGUUGUAAGAGUAGAGGAUUUGAGUGCCAAACCCAUGUGAAAAGUACUUGGGUUCCUGCCUCUAAGCGCCGUGAAAGACAGCAACAAUUAAAUCUUUUACAGCAACAGCAACAACUGCAAAUUCGUGGAGAGAAUCCUAAGAGACAGAGAGAAAAUCCAAGCUCUUCUCUUGCUUGCACUCGCUUAGCCAAUAGCAUGUCAGGGUUAGAACUUGGGAAUUUCCCUUCAGAAGUGAGCUCUCCUGCAUUAUUUCGUUGUGUAAGAGUGAGUGGCAUUGAUGAAAGUGAGGAGAUGUUAGCUUACCAAACUGCUGUUAACAUUGGAGGGCAUGUGUUUAAAGGAAUUCUUUAUGAUCAUGGGCCUGACAGCAACUACAUGGCACCCGGUGAGACAUCUUCUGGAGGUGGCGGAGUACAACCACUUAAUUUAAUCACAGCUGGCACAGCCACUGGUGGUGGUGGUGUAACGGUGGCUUCUACGACAGCCGCAUUUCUUGAUCCUUCAUCUUUAUAUCCAGCUCCACUGAACACUUUCAUGGCCGGUACGCAAUUCUUUCCGAAUCCAAGAUCAUGAAAACACCACAACAACAUUCUUGUCUUCCCUCUCUUUUAUAUUAGCAAGGUCUUUUCUUUUCCAGUCCAUUUUCCCAAAAAAAAAAAAAAAAAUGAUGAUGAUUAAAUGUAGUAAGAAGAGAAGUAAAUUUGACACAUCCAUUCAAGAAGUAGGAGUUAAAAAAGAAGAAGAAGAAUGAAUGCUGAUGAGAGGCACUGCUUAACAUGUUCUUGUUUUUGUGAAAAUUACGAUGCUAAGUUAUGAUUAUUAUUCUUCUUCUUUUUCUCUCUCUUUUUUCCCCUCACAUUCUCCCUUUCUUGUAUGUGAAAGAAAUCUAAAGUUUCUUUCUUGUGUUAGGACAGGAAAGGAAAGCAAGUAGGGAGGCAGUGCAGUAGUAAUGUAGUGAUGACAUGCUUCAUGUUUUCUUGUUUGUUUGAGUUAUAUAUUAUGUUUUGUCUUCCGGGGUUUGAAAUUGCAUUACGUUAGUUUUGGACUUGAACUUGCCUUUUUCCCUGUUUACCCGUAAGUUUGCCGGUUUGAAAUUGAAACGAAAAUUGGGUUUCGUCUUU
Messenger RNA from Populus euphratica (Euphrates poplar), 2361 nucleotides. It is a transcript of the gene STY1, whose product is annotated as Lateral root primordium (LRP) protein-like protein. The transcript has 2 exons. Gene Ontology annotation, biological process: positive regulation of DNA-templated transcription. Bases 821 to 1813 code for a protein of 330 amino acids. The record is from RefSeq and is a predicted model, not a curated record. NCBI's taxonomy places the organism in Eukaryota, Viridiplantae, Streptophyta, Magnoliopsida, Malpighiales, Salicaceae. Gene Ontology annotation, cellular component: nucleus. Gene Ontology annotation, molecular function: DNA binding; DNA-binding transcription factor activity.